ACGUGACUUUGCAUGGGAUUAUAAUUGGUAGUACCGUUUUCUUCUGGCGCGCAUUUAUAACAAUUUUUAUUUCUGAAUCUGUAAUUGCGAGAACUAAAUUUAAAUAGCAUGUUAUCUAAGAGGGUGGCUGAUCCAGACUGGGGAAUGCCUGGCAAGGCUUCCAAGGACAAGCGGCCAAAAACCAAAAAGGCCAAAAAACGGAAGUUUCGCGACGAAGAAUACUGCAAAGUUUGUAGAGAUGGAGGAGAUCUGCUCUGCUGCGAUUCCUGUCCUUCUGUUUACCACAGAACCUGUCUGAGUCCUCCCUUGAAGUCGAUUCCCAAAGGCGAUUGGAUCUGUCCGCGCUGCAUUCCCUUGCCCGGAAAAGCCGAGAAGAUAUUGGCAUGGCGCUGGGCCCUCGACCAAAGCUCCACUUCCAAUCCAUUUGAAGGUGAAAGGCGGCGCGAGUACUUUAUCAAGUGGCAUGAUAUGUCCUACUGGCACUGCGAUUGGAUUUCCGAAGGGAAAAUGCUCCUGCACCAUGCCACAAUGGUUGCCAGCUUCCAGAGGAGGAGCGAUAUGGAAGAGCCAUGUCUCGAGGAGCUCGAUGAUCAGGAGGGCGAUCUUCACGAGCGAUUCUACAGAUACGGCAUUAAGCCGCAGUGGCUCCUAGUCCAGCGAGUUAUCAAUCAUAGUAAGGAGCCCAAUGGCAGCACUAUCUACUUGGUGAAAUGGCGUGAAUUGUCCUAUAACGAGAGCAGCUGGGAACAAGAAAACGACAGCAUACCGGGUCUUAACCAGGCCAUCGCUCUGUACAAGAAACAACGGUCCAGCAAUAAGGGACGCCCCAAACAUAGGCCUGCACCCACCAUAGACCUGAAUAAGAAGUACGAGGAUCAGCCAGUAUUCUUGAAGGAGGGUGGCCUUAAAUUGCAUCCCUUUCAGAUGGAGGGCGUCAGCUGGCUUCGCUAUAGUUGGGGCCAAGGCAUCCCCACCAUACUGGCCGACGAGAUGGGUCUGGGCAAGACCAUUCAGACCGUGGUUUUCCUUUACUCCCUUUUUAAGGAGGGCCAUUGCCGCGGACCCUUCCUCAUAACCGUGCCACUUUCAACACUGCCCAAUUGGGAGCGAGAGCUGGAGCUCUGGGCUCCAGAAUUAUACUGUGUCACCUAUGUGGGCGGCAAGACUGCUAGAGCGGUUAUCCGGAAACACGAGCUUAGCUUCGAGGAGGUAACCACCAAAACCAUGCGAGAAAACCAAACCCAGUACAAGUUUAACGUAAUGCUGACCAGCUACGAGUUUAUCUCCUUGGACGCUGCCUUUCUCGGGAGCAUCGAUUGGGCGGCGCUGGUCGUGGACGAGGCGCAUCGGCUAAGGAGCAACCAGAGCAAGUUUUUUAGGAUCCUAAGCAGGUACCGCAUCGCCUACAAGCUGCUGCUGACCGGCACUCCGCUUCAGAACAAUCUCGAGGAGCUGUUCCAUCUGCUCAAUUUCCUGAGCUCUGGCAAGUUUAACGACCUGCAGACCUUCCAGGCCGAGUUCACUGACGUUUCGAAGGAGGAGCAAGUGAAGCGACUGCAUGAGAUCUUGGAACCGCAUAUGCUCCGUCGCCUAAAGGUGGAUGUAUUGAAGAGCAUGCCCCCGAAGUCGGAGUUCAUUGUGCGCGUGGAGCUGUCGUCUAUGCAAAAGAAAUUCUACAAGCAUAUUUUGACCAAGAACUUCAAGGCCUUAAAUCAGAAGGGCGGCGGUCGCGUGUGCUCGCUGCUGAACAUCAUGAUGGACCUGAGAAAGUGCUGCAAUCAUCCGUACCUGUUCCCUUCCGCCGCCGAGGAGGCCCCUAUCUCGCCCAGUGGUAUUUACGAGAUGAAUUCGCUGACCAAAGCUUCCGGCAAGCUAGAUUUGCUGUCAAAGAUGCUAAAACAGCUAAAGAAGGACAACCACAGGGUCCUUUUAUUCUCCCAGAUGACCAAGAUGCUAAAUAUUCUCGAGCACUUCCUCGAAGGGGAGGGGUACCAGUACGAUCGCAUCGACGGGGCCAUCAGAGGCGAUUUACGUCAGAAGGCCAUUGAUAGAUUUAAUGAUCCCGGAUCGGAGCAGUUUGUCUUCCUGCUGAGCACUCGAGCAGGCGGACUGGGUAUCAAUUUGGCAACAGCCGACACGGUCAUUAUUUUCGACUCGGACUGGAAUCCGCACAACGACGUUCAGGCCUUCUCCCGAGCCCAUCGCAUGGGACAGAAAAAGAAGGUAAUGAUCUACCGAUUUGUGACUCACAACUCGGUGGAGGAGCGCAUUAUGCAGGUUGCCAAGCGCAAGAUGAUGCUCACCCAUCUUGUGGUGCGCCCGGGAAUGGGUGGCACGGCAACACAUUUCUCAAAGGACGAGCUCGAAGACAUCCUUCGCUUUGGCACCGAGGAUCUUUUUAAGGACGGCAAGACUGAGGCUAUUCACUACGACGACAAGGCGGUUGCCGAUCUGCUUGACCGCACCCAUCGCGGCAUUGAGGAGAAGGAGUCUUGGGCCAACGAGUAUCUUUCGUCCUUUAAGGUCGCUUCUUACGCCACCAAGAAAGAUCACGAUGAGCAUGAUGACUACAAUGACGAUGCUGAAAACACUGACCCAGCCUACUGGGAAAACCUGAUGGGCCAAAGUCAGCGGAAGCUACCAAAGAAGCCAAAGACGCAGUCGCAGCAGUCCCAGGAGGACGCCGAGAGCAGCAUGGGAAAGGGCAAGCGAGCCCGAAAGGAAAUUGACUAUACCAAUUCAUAUCCCUCUCCAAAUCGAGUCACACCAAACAGUAUAGUAUUAAUGUGAGAUAAGGAUUAAACGACAUUGGGUACAAAUCAACAAAUGAAUUAGAAACAGAAA
Drosophila simulans is the source of this 2844-nucleotide messenger RNA. RefSeq names its product chromodomain-helicase-DNA-binding protein 3 (gene Chd3). Gene Ontology annotation, molecular function: ATP-dependent chromatin remodeler activity; chromatin binding; ATP binding. The transcript has a single exon. Gene Ontology annotation, biological process: negative regulation of transcription by RNA polymerase II; chromatin remodeling. NCBI's taxonomy places the organism in Eukaryota, Metazoa, Arthropoda, Insecta, Diptera, Drosophilidae. The record is from RefSeq and is a predicted model, not a curated record. The coding region runs from base 109 to 2790 and encodes 893 amino acids. Gene Ontology annotation, cellular component: chromatin; nucleus.